AUGAAUGCUGAUCCGUGGGCCCGUCCGAACUUCAAUCUCUGGAGUGUAAGCGCAAAACCACCAAAAAACAAACUGGUGGUUGAAUACGGGAAGCCAAACGACAAACCAUUCACCAUUCGCGUUGUCCAUGGUGGGUUCUUUACAGACUACCCAGGCAAGGCGUAUCAACAGACCAAGGUUCACUUCAUUUCUUAUGUGAACAUCGAUUUGUUAGACAUGGAGUUGCUUGGGCGUUUUUCUAGAAGCCGUGGGUAUACCAGUUUGGGGAACUGGGCCCACCAAUUCAAAGAGAUUGAACAUCUCUAUGUUGAACACAUGCCUGUGUUUGUUCCAAACAAUUUCCCACACUUUUUGAUGAACUCUCCAGCCAAACGUGUUGAGAAGCUUAUUCACAUGUUUGUAACAGAACAUACAAUGGCUUCGGUUGAUGAUGGAAUAGCAUACGUCCAACAUAUGCUAAACAUGAGAAUUCCAAGAGAAAAAAUGGAGGAUGCUAUGGACAUGGCAAAAGAAAAUGUCAUAGCAUGGAAAAACAUAGCCUAG
This is a messenger RNA of Lactuca virosa, 543 nucleotides long. NCBI's taxonomy places the organism in Eukaryota, Viridiplantae, Streptophyta, Magnoliopsida, Asterales, Asteraceae. The record is from the annotation of a GenBank genome assembly.